GGAGAUUGCUUUCUGUGGAUCUAAUUCAGGCAGGUGACUAUGGAAAGCAGUGGUAGAUUCACGAGGCGGCACGUGGUAGCGAUGCCGUAUCCAGGAAGAGGACACAUCAAUCAUAUGAUGAACUUCUGUACUAAUUCUAAUUUUUGAGCUUCAUUUGGCGGAUGGUGGUUCGUCUGCAGUCAACCUCGACGAUUUUACUAGGAACAUUCUAUAGUACCAAUGUGCGUGAUCAGUAUGGUUAGAGUUAUAUAUCAUUAACUCUAGUGACUGUAACGCGUCAAGAUGGAUAGAAUGAGCAACCCAUCCAUGCCUGUGAAUGCUACCAUGUUUACUUUUACUUAGUAGUUAAGAAUGUCCAUUACUUGCUGUUGUUAUUUCUGUCUGAAUUUCGAACAUGUUUGGGUGUUUUUUUGUUGCACAUUUGGCCACACUGUGUGAACAACCCCAAUACAGGUGCUGUUAACAGAAAAUAACAAAGGCUUCCUUUUAAAAGUUUAGAAAUUCCAAUUUGAAUGGUUAGUGCAGAGAUCUGCAAUGGGGAUCAUGGUUGUUUGAUCUGUACCAGCAGCACCGAUUUUGCUCUAAGCCGAAAAUUGAAGUUGGAUCUUCAAUAUUUCCAGCAUGAGCAAUUGAGUUUCUACUGGUCCAGAUCAACCAAGCCAUACAAGCAACAACUGGGAAUAACUGAUCAGCUCCAGUAUAAUCAUCUUUACGAGGAUUAUUCAGCUGCUGCAAUAUCAAAAGAUAUUUUCCCAUGCCAAAAGUUGGAGCUUCGUCAUAUUUGACUUGGGAUACUCGUCACCCAUUAUCUAUUCAGUGGCGAGUGACGGUCAAACUCAGGCAGGUGACCAUGGAAAGCAGUACUAAAAUCAACAGAUUGCAUGUGGUAGCAAUGCCAUAUCCAGGAAGAGGACAUAUCAAUCCUAUGAUGAACUUCUGUAAGCUUUUAAUAACCAAAUUUUUAGUUAAGGAUGAUAUCAGAGUCACUUUUGUUGUUACAGAAGAGUGGCUCGGUUUGCUUGAGUCAGAGUCAAGAUUACCGCCUCAGAUUCAGCUUCAUUCAAUUCCGAAUGUAAUACCCUCUGAAUUGGGGCGAGGAUUGGACCAUAGUGGUUUCUCUGAAGCUGUCCGAACAAAAAUGGAAGACCCAUUUGAGCAGUUUCUGGACAAGUUACAACAAAAGGAUGAUCCUGGUGUGGGGGUCACGGCUAUCAUAGCUGACACCAUAUUGGCAUGGGCAGUUUCUGUUGGUAGCCGGAGGAGCAUUCCAGUGGUUUCUCUUUGGCCGUUGUCGCCUACUGUGUUCUCUAUUGUUUAUCACAUCGAUCUUCUUAAGCAGAAUGGUCAUUACCCAGUUGAUUUCUCUUCAGACGAGCUAAUAGACUAUAUUCCUGGAGUUUCACCCAUAAGAUUAGCUGACAUGCCAGCAUCAUUGGAUCUGUCUCGCAAACGAUCCUUUACUAUUGCGGAAAAUGUUUCUGCAGCUCCUAAAGCACAUUGUCUUCUUCUCACUACCUAUUAUGAAUUAGAGCCUCGAGUUACAAAAGCUUUAAUGGAAAUACUUCCCGUACCUGUGUACGCUAUUGGUCCUUCAAUACCUCUUCCCACGACACUGAGGGAUGAUCAUGACAGAAGAAAUAUCAUUUCCAAUGUGGACACAGAUGAGUACUACUUGAAAUGGCUAGAUGCCCAGCCAGAAAGAUCUGUCCUAUAUGUCUCAUUUGGUAGUUUACUAUCAGCUUCUAGUGAACAGAUGGAAGAGAUAUUGGCUGGGCUAUUUGAAAGCGGCGUUAUAUACUUGUUGGUUUCACCUGGUGGAAAAGAAAGUAUCAAUGACAAUGAGAUGGACAAGUCUCGAAGUUUGGUAGUUCCCUGGUGUAACCAAUUGAGAGUACUCUGCCAUUCAUCCGUAGGAGGAUUUUGGACGCAUUGUGGUUGGAAUUCGAUUCUUGAAGGAGUUUAUGCGGGUGUGCCCAUGCUUACUUCUCCCGUAGGCUUAGAUCAAUUUACUAGUAGAGCACUAGUUGUGGAUUGUUGGAAAAUUGGAAUGAAUAUAAUAAAAGAAGUUGGAGCAGAAAUAUCGGUAAAAAGAGAAGAAGUUGCAUUGACUGUUAAAAACUUCAUGAACUCGAAUGGGGACAAUGAAGAGAGUAAACUGAUGAUGACCAGAGCUAACGAACUCAAGAAGAGUUGCAGACAAGCAUUGGCAAAAGGCGGUUCGUCUACUGCCAACCUCGACGAUUUUAUUAGAAACAUUCUGCGGAACUAACACUAUUAGUUGAUUCAAGCAUCGGCAAAGGGUAACUAGUUGAUUCAAGCUGAACAGCAGAUUGCUGUUUGUGGCUUUUACUAUGUUAAAAUUUCAUGCCCCACCACCCAUGUGGGCUGUCUGUACUUUCGAAUAAAAUAAACGUAGAAGUCAACGAUUUCGUGAUGAGUUAAAUUUGCUGGCAAAAGCUAGAUGAGACUAAAUUAUAAUCCAUAAUCAUUGGUAAACUGAAUAUCACCAUUGUUGUCCAACUUUACUUAAAAAUUUCUCAUUCAGUA
Molecule: messenger RNA, 2547 nt
Organism: Papaver somniferum (opium poppy)
Lineage: Eukaryota; Viridiplantae; Streptophyta; Magnoliopsida; Ranunculales; Papaveraceae
Product: UDP-glycosyltransferase 87A2-like
Exons: 5
Coding region: 755-2269 (504 amino acids)
Molecular function (GO): UDP-glycosyltransferase activity
Source: RefSeq, a predicted model, not a curated record